AGGAAAUGCAAAAAGUAUAGAUGAUCAUCAAAACUGGACAAGACUGAUAGCACUGGUAAGCAGAUAACAUGCGCAGUAAUGCAAUGCCCCCCAAAGCGCUACGAUUCACUGCCUCUCGAUGGCAAGAAUUCCUGCAUCGCACUACGCGCUCCGAUUACCUCGGCGUUAUGCCGUUAACAGUCUUUACAAGUCGUUCAGAACACCCUUGCCAUACUUCCUCCCUUCGGACGAUGCUAAAGACUGGUCACAAUAUCGAGGCACCGGUUCCGAGGCUGUAACUGCCCUGAGUGUAAGAAAGUCAGGAUGAACGAUUUACACGAAGUAAAUUUAACCUUUAUAGUGCAAAGAACGUAUGGAUAUAAAAAUCCGGCCAAUACCAUAUAUUUUGUAUGUACGAAUAAGACCGCCGAGAGUUGGUGAUUGGUCGGCUUCAAAUGCUGACCGUCUUCUGAGCUUCAAUUGUUUUAUACAAUUGCUACGAAGACAGAAAUCAACUAUGAAAACGACGUUGCCGCG
This is a messenger RNA of Serpula lacrymans var. lacrymans S7.9, 516 nucleotides long. RefSeq lists its product as uncharacterized. The transcript is spliced from 2 exons. The coding region runs from base 69 to 278 and encodes 69 amino acids. The record is from RefSeq and is a predicted model, not a curated record. NCBI's taxonomy places the organism in Eukaryota, Fungi, Basidiomycota, Agaricomycetes, Boletales, Serpulaceae.